AUGUUUGAACUUUAUGAAAAAGAACAUUCACUACCACUGCCUAAUUUUAAUCAUGAAGACUUUCAAAUAAUUAAUGAAAUUAUUACUAUGAUUGGAAUAUUUUCAAAUAGAAAAUUAAAAACUAUUUUAAUACCGCAAUGUCACUUUGAACUUCUACAAUCGUAUUCAAAAAAAUUUAAAGGUGAAGAAGGUUUUAAAAAUCUGAAAGAUGAUAAUGAGAAAGUAAAGGAAUUUAAACUGUUAUUUGAGGAUUAUUUAGAUAAUAAAGAUAAAGAAAAGUUUAAAGAUUUAAACACUUAUUUAAUUAAAAACUACAUAAAUUCUUUAUAA
Messenger RNA from Hepatospora eriocheir, 330 nucleotides. NCBI's taxonomy places the organism in Eukaryota, Fungi, Microsporidia, Hepatosporidae. The record is from the annotation of a GenBank genome assembly.